AUGUCCGAUUCCAGUGACAAAAAGGGCAAGGCUCCCAAGCGCAAUGAAGAUGAGUCUGGGGCUCCAUCCGACUCAGGCAAUGAAGCAGGAAAGAAGCUUCCCGCGAAGUUCGCUUCCUUACUCCUCGAACAAAACCCAGCCCUGAAGAGCGAGCUAGCUACGAUGGACAAGGACAAGGCUGCGGCCCUACUGCACAACAUGGACCUCUCACAGAUGCUGACUGGAUUGGCGGUGGGAGGUAAGAACCAGAAGGAUAUGGCCUCGUACAAGUUUUGGCAGACACAGCCAGUGCCUGCAUUUGAGGAGGCUGGAAAGGAGCAGAUUACUCAGGGACCUAUCAAGAUUAUCGACCCAGAGAAGGGAUUCGAGUGGUGUACUCUUGACCUGACGAACGAGGAGGAGCUGAAAGAGCUAUACGAGCUUCUUAACAAGCAUUACGUCGAGGAUGAUAACGCCAUGUUCCGUUUCAAUUAUUCGGAAUCCUUCCUUCACUGGGCCCUGAUGUCACCCGGAUGGAAGAAGGAAUGGCAUGUUGGAGUGCGCGCCACCAAGUCGCGCAAGCUGGUUGCAUCCAUUUGCGGCGUCCCGACUGAACUCCGCGUCCGCGGCGAGCGCCUCAAGGUGACGGAGAUCAACUUCCUGUGUAUCCACAAGAAGCUCCGCUCUAAGCGUCUGACUCCUGUUUUGAUCAAGGAGAUUACUCGUCGCUGCUACCUCAGGGGUAUCUACCAGGCCAUUUAUACUGGCGGUAUAAUCUUGCCCACACCCGUCAGCUCUUGCCGAUACUACCACCGUUCUCUGGAUUGGUUGAAGCUCUACGACGUUGGCUUCUCGCCUCUGCCUCAUGGCUCGACCAAGGCCCGCCAAGUCACUAAGAAUCAUCUCCCUAGCGAGACGUCGACCCCCGGCCUGCGGCCCAUGGAAUCCAAGGACAUCGAUGCCGUCUAUGAUCUGCUGGAGCGUUACAUGCGGCGCUUCGAUAUGAACCAGGCCUUUACACGCGAGGAAAUCGAUCACUGGCUGGUCUACAAGAAGCAGCCUGGCAAGGACCAGGUUGUCUGGUCAUACGUUGCCGAAGACCCGGAAACCCACAAGAUCACCGACUUUGUCUCGUUCUACAAUCUCGAGUCUACAGUGAUUGACAACCCCAAGCAUGAUGCCGUCCACGCCGCAUACCUGUACUACUACGCGACCGAGACUGCGUUCUCUGACGACAAGAAGGCUUUCAAGGCGCGCUUGCAGCUCUUGAUCAACGACGCCCUGAUUUGCGCAAAGCAGGCCCGUUUCGACGUCUUCAAUGCUCUCACCUCGCACGACAACCCCCUCUUCCUCGAGGAUCUCAAGUUCGGUGCCGGCGAUGGCCAGCUCCACUUCUACCUAUAUAACUACCGCGCUGCACCUAUUGGUGGUGGAAUUAACGAGAAAAACUUGCCCGAUGAGUCGAAGAUGGGCGGUGUUGGUAUCGUCAUGCUAUAG
Messenger RNA from Penicillium mononematosum, 1476 nucleotides. Its product is annotated as glycylpeptide N-tetradecanoyltransferase swoF. Gene Ontology annotation, molecular function: glycylpeptide N-tetradecanoyltransferase activity. NCBI's taxonomy places the organism in Eukaryota, Fungi, Ascomycota, Eurotiomycetes, Eurotiales, Aspergillaceae. The transcript has 5 exons. Gene Ontology annotation, biological process: N-terminal peptidyl-glycine N-myristoylation. The record is from RefSeq and is a predicted model, not a curated record. Bases 1 to 1476 code for a protein of 491 amino acids. Gene Ontology annotation, cellular component: cytoplasm.